This is a messenger RNA of Pseudophryne corroboree (corroboree frog), 2145 nucleotides long. RefSeq names its product cholesterol 24-hydroxylase-like. The transcript is spliced from 18 exons. Bases 472 to 1971 code for a protein of 499 amino acids. Lineage: Eukaryota; Metazoa; Chordata; Amphibia; Anura; Myobatrachidae. Gene Ontology annotation, biological process: cholesterol catabolic process. Gene Ontology annotation, molecular function: iron ion binding; cholesterol 24-hydroxylase activity; heme binding. The record is from RefSeq and is a predicted model, not a curated record.
CAUUUACAUGCCAAAACCAGGUUGAUUCUGCCAUGGUCUAGACUCUGGGGGUUUUAGUGACACCUAGUGUUGAACGGAAAGUAUUGCUGAUUGUUUACAAAUAUUAAAUUACGACUAUUUUCAGUUCCUUUUCUUAGAACAAUAAGAGGUAGCGUCCAAUUGCAGAGACAGAAGCUACAGAUGGUUGUUUCAUUCUGAGUAGGACUCAUCAGUGUAGUGCAGGAACGUGUGAUAACCAUAGGAAGCUCUAUAGUAGCAGAUGUUAAGCGAACCGUCAGAGCCAGCCAGUGACAGGUGCACAUUAUUAGGGCGGAAUGUGACCGUCUGUUGCGAUUUCAAACGAAAAGGGCGGAGGGAAGCUGCUAUUGUGCUCAGUGCCAGCCCGGCUGUACAGUAAGUGUCACACGCACAUCUGACACGGGAUACCCAGGGCCCUGACGUCCAAGCUUUCCCACUGUACAAGAAGUCGCCAUGGGGCUGUGGUGUCUGCUAGCUGACGCUGCUGGUCUGCUCCUGCUUCUGGCUGUCGUCUGUUUCCUCCUGUAUUGUGGCUACAUCCACUACAUCCAUAUGAAGUAUGACCACAUUCCCGGACCCCCCAGAGACAGCUUUCUGUUUGGACACUCACCUACAAUAAUCAAGAUAAUGAAGAAUAAUCUGAUCAUCUAUGAUAAAUUCUUGGAAUGGGUGGAGAAGUACGGUCCGGUGAUCCGCAUUAAUGGGUUCCACAAUGUGCUGAUCCUAGUUAUUAGUCCAGAAGGAGUGAAGGAAUUCUUGAUGUCACCAAAAUACUCCAAGGACCGCUUCUACGAUCGCAUUGGCACCAUGUUUGGAGUAAGAUUCUUGGGAAACGGUUUAGUGACGGAUCGGGACUAUGAUCAUUGGCACAAACAGAGGCGGAUUAUGGAUCCAGCAUUCAGCAGAACCUACCUGAUUGGCUUAAUGGAAACCUUUAAUGAGAAGGCGGAGGAUCUGGUGGGUAAACUGGAUGAAGUGGCAGAUGGGAAAAGUCAGGUUGGGAUGCACCGGAUGCUGAGCGGAGUCACACUGGACGUAAUAGCGAAGGUGGCCUUUGGGAUGGAUCUGAAUUCGCUUCACGACGAUCAGACACCGUUUCCUCGCGCUGUUUCAGUGGUGAUGAGCGGUAUGGUGGAAACGAGGAACCCUUUGUCAAAGUUUAAUCCCAGAAAAUUGACCCUUAUCAGAGACGUGCAAGAUAACAUCAGACUUCUCAGGAAAACCGGCAGAGAGUGUAUUGAUAAAAGGAUGAAGGCGAUUCAGGAUGGAGAAGACAUCCCAACGGACAUCCUGACGCAGAUCCUCAAAGGGGCAGAGCUGGAAGAUGGCUGCAAUAUGGAGGAUUUAAUAGACAACUUUGUCACUUUCUUCAUUGCGGGCCAAGAAACGACGGCCAAUCAGUUAUCAUUCGCUGUGAUGGAAUUAGCGCGGAACCCUGAGAUACUGUCAAAGGCCCAGUGUGAAGUGGAUGAAGUUAUAGGUUCCAAGAGAGACAUUGAAUAUGAAGAUCUCGGGAAGCUUCAGUACUUGUCCCAGGUCCUAAAGGAAACCCUACGGUUAUACCCAACAGCACCUGGCACAUCAAGGGCACUAGAAGAGGAAAUGGUCAUCGAUGGAGUCAGGAUUCCACCAAUGACUACUCUGAUGUUUAACUCGUACAUCAUGGGGAGGAUGGAGCAGUUUUAUCCGGAUCCCCUCGUCUUCAACCCAGACAGAUUCCACCCCGAUGUUCCCAAGCCUGCGUAUACCUAUUUCCCAUUUUCUCUUGGGCCGCGGUCUUGCAUUGGACAAGUGUUUGCUCAGAUGGAGGCCAAGGUGGUGAUGGCAAAACUCCUGCAGAGGUUGGAGUUUGAGCUGGUGGAAGGACAGAGCUUCAAGAUUUUGGAUACGGGGACUCUGCGUCCCUUGGACGGCGUGAUCUGCAGGCUGAGACCCCGGACAGGAAAGAAAUAGACUAUCACGUUACCUGCUACAAAAGUGGCGUCAGGUCACAAGCGGAGUGCUUCCUGCGUGGCACAGAGCCCCAGGGCGACUGGUCUGUCCUUUUGAUAGACGAGAAGUCAUUUUUGACAUUUAAACAUUUUAGCUUUUUGUUAGCAAUAUAUUAAAUUUCUCUUGGUAUAAUGA